Anolis carolinensis (green anole) is the source of this 2335-nucleotide messenger RNA. It is a transcript of the gene slu7, whose product is annotated as SLU7 homolog, splicing factor. Gene Ontology annotation, biological process: mRNA splicing, via spliceosome. NCBI's taxonomy places the organism in Eukaryota, Metazoa, Chordata, Lepidosauria, Squamata, Anolidae. The transcript is spliced from 17 exons. The record is from RefSeq and is a predicted model, not a curated record. Bases 181 to 1944 code for a protein of 587 amino acids. Gene Ontology annotation, cellular component: spliceosomal complex. Gene Ontology annotation, molecular function: pre-mRNA 3'-splice site binding.
GUUUGAGAUCUCUUUAAGCGCCGUGGCUCAAUGCUAUGGAGUCAUGGGAGUCGUACUUUGCAGGAAGAGCUUCACGGCCUAGCCAUUCCUUCUCUGCAUUGACUCUGAGCGCUGGGCAGCCGAAGAAAGGCCAGCUGAUUGGGAAGGAUCCUUCGGAGGUGAAUUACUAGAAAAAAGACUAUGGAGUCUGGGAGCAUGGAAACAAUAGCUACUAACCCUCCUGGUGGAGGUUCAAAUGGCUUAGAAGAGCCUAAGAAAAUGACAAGGGAAGAUUGGAGAAAGAAGAAAGAGUUGGAAGAACAGCGAAAACUGGGCAAUGCUCCUGCUGAAGUGGAUGAAGAGGGAAAGGACAUCAACCCGCAUAUUCCUCAGUACAUUUCUUCAGUACCCUGGUAUAUUGAUCCUUCCAAAAGGCCCACACUGAAGCAUCAGCGACCUCAGCCAGAGAAGCAGCAGGAAUUUACAUUUUUGGGGGAAUGGUACAAGCGAGGAGUCAAAGAGAAUUCUGUGGCAACUAAAUAUCGCAAAGGAGCCUGUGAGAACUGUGGUGCAUUAACACAUAAGAAAAAAGAUUGUCUGGAGAGACCUAGAAGGGUUGGAGCAAAAUACACAGGAACUAACAUUGCCCCAGAUGAACAUGAACAGCCUCAGCUGAUGUUUGAUUAUGAUGGGAAACGGGACCGGUGGAAUGGCUACAAUCCAGAGGAACACAUGAAAAUUGUGGAGGAAUAUGCCAAAGUUGACCUAGCUAAACGGACUUUGAAAGCACAGAAACUGCAGGAAGAGCUUGCUUCAGGGAAACUGACAGAACAAGUGAGCUCCCCACGACAUCGAUGGGAUGAAGAAGAACCAAAUUCACAGACGGAAAGAGAUCAUAACAGUGAAGGAGAAGAUGAGGACAAAUAUGCAGAUGAUAUUGAUAUGCCUGGACAAAAUUUUGACUCCAAAAGACGCAUUACAGUCCGAAACCUUCGUAUUCGAGAAGAUACUGCUAAAUACUUGCGGAAUCUAGAUCCCAACUCUGCCUACUAUGACCCCAAAACCAGAGCAAUGAGAGAGAAUCCAUACGCCAAUGCAGGAAAGAAUCCAGAUGAAGUUAGUUACGCAGGGGAUAACUUUGUUCGUUACAGUGGAGCUACCAUUUCUAUGGCACAAACUCAGUUAUUUGCCUGGGAGGCCUACGAAAAAGGCUCUGAAGUUCAUCUUCAGGCAGACCCUACAAAGCUAGAACUCUUGUACAAAUCCUUCAAAGUGAAGAAAGAAGACUUUAAGGAGCAGCAGAAAGAAAGUAUCCUAGAGAAGUAUGGUGGAGAAGAACAUCUGGAUGCCCCACCACCUGAAUUACUUCUUGCUCAGACAGAAGAUUAUGUGGAAUAUUCUAGACAUGGAACAGUCAUUAAAGGGCAAGACAAGGCUGUUGCUCGUUCUAAAUAUGAAGAAGAUGUUCUGAUCAACAAUCACACGUGUAUCUGGGGUUCCUAUUGGAAGGAAGGCAAAUGGGGGUAUAAAUGCUGCUACUCAUUUGUCAAGUAUUCAUACUGCACAGGAGAAGCUGGAAAAGAACUUGCUAAUGCUGAUGAGGAAUUGCCACAUGACCUGCCUGAGGAUGGGUAUAUGGCCAUACCCAAAACUCUUGUAGAGAUCCACCAGGAGAAACAAAAAGAAGAGAAGAAGAAGAAAAAGAAGAAGAAGCAUAAGCAUAAGAAGAGUACAAGUUCUGACAGUGAGGGAGAAGAGAGAAAGAAACAAGAAAAAUUGAAAAAGGCAUUAAAUGCAGAAGAAGCUCGUCUCCUUCAUGUGAAAGAAAUCAUGCAAUUAGAUGAGAGAAAGAGACCAUACAACAGCAUGUAUGAAAGCCGGGAACCAACAGAGGAGGAAAUGGAGGCUUACCAAAUGAAGCGCCAGAGACCUGAUGAUCCUAUGGCUUCAUUCCUGGGACAGUAGUUUUGAGGAAAGAACUUGAAAGUAAUGUUACAUUUAAUGACCAACUGGACAGACCUCUGCUGAUUUUCUCAGAAUUUUUCUGAGAGAAAAGAUUCAUGGUUGGGCCAGGAAAAAACCUUUAGAGUGUACAGUGUUGUUGUAUAUAUCUGAACCUUUUGACAUCCAGUCAAAAUAAGUGUGGCAUACCUCCUGUUCAAAACCAUUGUGCUAAGGAUUUUCAGAAGAUAUUCCCCAUCGAAGUUGUCCAAGGAGAACAAAGGAGGUCUGCAGCUUCUGCUCAACAUUUGUCUGGUAACCCAUUCAGGGAUAGAGAUUAUAUUGAACUAAUGUAAAACCUGUAAAACUGCAGAAUUGUGGAAACAUGGUUUUUAAUUAAAAACUAUUCUAGCCA